AUGGGUCUCCUCGGGUCAUUCAAAGAUAGGAUCAAGAGCUUGGUCCAUAGAGCACAUCGCAAGAAGCCAGAGGAUGAUUCUAGUCGACCAGCCGGCGAUCCCGCCCCUUCAACAAUCAUAAAGGAACCGGAACAAUUGGUCUCACUGUGGCGACCUAGUCAAGCCCAGCAGAAAGACAUUGUGAACCGAGACCAAGCGCCGCUCAAGACGCAGAAUCGUGCUGUGCAAAAUGUGCAGGCUGCGACCACCAGCGGGACCCUGCAGAUCGUCCUUGAGAACCAGUCCAACAAUGCUGAUAUGUACGCGUAUAUCACGGGUCAAGCUAUCGACAACAAUGGGGCCUUGUUUUUGCUUCAGUCGGACGCCAGGACACCUUACUAUCCUUCCAGUCCAUCUUCUACAGGACAGCCGAUACCAGUCAACAUCUCCAUACCCCUCGGAGCUCCAGGCAACAGAGUGAAUGCGACCAUUCCUCGCAUCGCUGGUGGACGAAUCUGGUUCUCGCAAGGCUCGCAGUUGACAUUUUUGCUCAAUCCUGGCCCCGGCCUCGUUGAGCCUUCAGUCUUCAACCCAUCUGAUCCCAACUACAGCAAAAACUUUGGCUUCUGCGAGUUCACAUUCAACUCGGCGCAGGUCUUUGUCAACAUUUCUUAUGUUGACUUUGUCAGCAACAUCCCCAUUGCACUCACCCUGCAGGACACCUCUGGAGGUACUCAGCAUGUCAGCGGAAUGAGGGCUAAUGGCCUUGCCACCGUGUCCCAAGGUCUGCGUGACCAGACAGCGAGGGAUGGCCGCCGCUGGAGUUCAUUGAUCGUGCAAAGUAACGGCCGAGAUCUGCGUGCCCUCAGCCCCAAUUCAGGCAUCACGAAUAACCCAGACUGGUUCGCGACAUAUUGGACAGACUAUGUCAACCAGGUAUACUCCAAAUACAGAAACGAGGACCUCAUCAUAGACACUCAGGCUCAAUGGGGUGAAGUCCGCGGGCGGGUCGGAAAUGACGGCGUCCUAGACUGUGGUGACGGCAGCAGAUUUCCCAGACCCAAUGCAAAAGACAUUUUCGGGAACAGUACAGGACCUUUUGCGACCGGCGGCAACGCAAAGACGAAUGCGAUCAUACCUCGUCUCGCUGCAGCCUUCAAUCGAAGCACCUUGCUGCUCAGCAAUCAGACCCCGAAUGGUACAAAUCCUUCCCAGUACUACCAGAACUCACCCACGAAUCACUACGCUCGCCUCGUUCAUGCUGCAAAUGUCGAUGGCAUUGGUUACGCUUUUCCAUACGAUGAUGUGACUCCAGACGGAGGAAAACCCCAAGAAGGCGCCAUCUUCAGCUUCUCUCCAUCUAGACUCAUCGUUACAGCUGGAGGCAACAAUGCGCACGCCUGA
Messenger RNA from Cercospora beticola, 1383 nucleotides. Its product is annotated as glycoside hydrolase family 64 protein. The record is from RefSeq and is a predicted model, not a curated record. NCBI's taxonomy places the organism in Eukaryota, Fungi, Ascomycota, Dothideomycetes, Mycosphaerellales, Mycosphaerellaceae.